Molecule: messenger RNA, 2831 nt
Organism: Lasiosphaeria miniovina
Lineage: Eukaryota; Fungi; Ascomycota; Sordariomycetes; Sordariales; Lasiosphaeriaceae
Product: P-loop containing nucleoside triphosphate hydrolase protein
Exons: 2
Coding region: 124-2535 (803 amino acids)
Biological process (GO): reciprocal meiotic recombination; double-strand break repair via synthesis-dependent strand annealing
Cellular component (GO): nucleus
Molecular function (GO): ATP binding; hydrolase activity, acting on acid anhydrides; ATP-dependent chromatin remodeler activity
Source: RefSeq, a predicted model, not a curated record
GUCAACAUUGGAAAGGCCCAAGGGAGGUCCCAUGCCGCACUCGCCGCGCGUCAAGUUUGGACUGCCAUUGCAUCUGGCCUAAACUGGAGAAACAAUCGCCUGCGAAGAUCCACCGCGGACACAAUGGUCGUGCUUUCAACACCAAAGGCCGACAAGGAGAACAUCGCGCCGCGUAGUCGGUUCUCGACGCCAAAGUCUCUCGACAGCCUCCAUAAGCCCUUCAAAUGCCCUGGAUCGGCGACGCGCUCGGUAGCGACCGAUCGGCCGAGCCGUAAGCGGAGAAAGAUUGACUACAAAGGCGCGGAUGGCAGCGAGGAUGCCGACAAGCCAUGGACUAAUGCGGACCGCCUCGCCCUGGCGAACCGGGAUGCAAACAAAUUCCCCAUCUUCCAGGCCAAGGACAAAGACAAGGUCUUUAGAAAAGCUUUUUCUGUACCCUUCAUAAAUAAGAACGCAUCUGCCUACAACCCGAACCGUCCACCCCCAACCUUAGGGCUGCGGCAAGGCGCGGUCUUCAUCGCCAAGCCGUUGCAUGACCCGAGUGGCGAGUUCUCUAUUGUGCUAUACGACCCGACCAUUGAUGAUAAGCCAAAAGAGGCAUCUAAUCUGGCCGAGACGAAAGAAGCGGAACCCAAGCCCGGGUCCCAGCUUGACGCGCCGCUCGUUCAUAAGAGUCUUGCCGAGAUCCUGGGUAUAAGGAAACAGGUCGCGGGAGAACACCCACGAGUUCCCGUCGUCAUUGACCCAAGGCUUGCCAAAGUACUUCGGCCCCAUCAAAUAGAAGGUGUAAAGUUCAUGUACCGUUGUGUGACGGGCAUGGUUGACGAGAAAGCGAACGGAUGCAUCAUGGCUGACGAGAUGGGUCUCGGCAAGACGUUACAGUGCAUUACUCUGCUCUGGACCUUGCUCAAGCAGUCUCCCGAGGCUGGAAAGUCGACUAUUCAGAAAGCUAUCGUGGCGUGUCCCUCGAGUCUAGUGCGUAACUGGGCAAACGAGCUGGUGAAGUGGCUAGGUGCCGAUGCCGUCACGCCUUUUGCCAUUGACGGCAAGGCCUCCAAAGAGGAGUUGACUCGUCAACUUCGCCAAUGGGCAAUUUCCAGCGGCCGCGCAGUUACGCGGCCUGUCAUCAUUGUAUCGUACGAGACGCUCCGCCUCAAUGUCGACGAACUCAAGAACACGCCGAUCGGACUGAUGCUCUGCGACGAGGGCCAUCGUCUCAAAAAUGACAAAAAUCAGACCUUCUUUGCUCUGAACAACCUGAACGUCUCCAGGCGUGUCAUCCUGUCGGGCACGCCUAUCCAGAACGACCUCUCCGAGUACUUCGCUCUGAUCAGUUUUGCCAACCCCGACCUGCUCGGAACCAACAAUGAAUUCCGCAAGCGCUUCGAGAUUCCCAUCCUUCGAGGCCGGGAUGCCAGUGCGUCCGAGGCCGAUCGAAAGCGUGGCGACGAAUGCCUUGCCGAACUGCUUGCUAUUGUCAACAAAUUCAUCAUCCGACGCACCAACGACAUUCUGUCCAAGUACCUGCCUGUCAAAUACGAGCAUGUGGUAUUCUGCAACUUGGCUCCCUUCCAGCUCGACCUUUACAACUACUUCAUUACUUCCCCUGGUAUCCAGGCCCUCCUCCGAGGGAAGGGGUCACAGCCUCUGAAAGCCAUUGGAAUUCUCAAGAAACUGUGCAAUCAUCCAGACCUCUUGGAUCUCUCAAACGACCUGCCGGGCUGUGAAGAUUCAUGGCCGGAAGACUAUGUGCCGAAGGAAUCCCGGGGACGCGACCGCGAGGUCAAGCCGUGGUACAGUGGCAAGAUGCAAGUCUUGGAUCGGAUGCUAGCUAAGAUCCGGUCCGAGUCGAACGACAAGAUUGUGCUCAUCAGCAAUUACACGUCAACACUGGACUUAUUCGAGAAGCUUUGCCGGUCUCGCGCGUACGGGUGCCUUCGCCUUGACGGUACCAUGAACGUUAGCAAGCGCCAGAAACUCGUUGACAAGUUCAACGACCCGAACGGUGAUGAGUUUGUCUUUUUGCUGUCUAGCAAGGCGGGCGGGUGUGGUUUGAACCUGAUUGGCGCGAACCGCCUGAUCCUCUUCGACCCCGACUGGAACCCCGCAGCCGACCAGCAGGCACUUGCGAGAGUGUGGCGAGAUGGUCAAAAGAAGGACUGCUUUGUGUACCGCUUUAUUGCUACGGGAACGAUCGAGGAAAAGAUCUUUCAGCGCCAGAGCCACAAGCAGUCGCUGUCAUCGUGCGUCGUCGAUUCCGCCGAGGAUGUCGAGCGGCAUUUCAGCCUCGACAGCUUGCGAGAACUCUUUCAGUACCGCGGCGAUACGCGCAGUGACACCCACGACACCUUCAAGUGCAAGCGCUGCAAGCCGAACGGCAAGCAGUACAUCAAGGCCCCAGCAAUGCUCUACGGUGACACUAGUACUUGGAAUCACUUUGCCAACGGUAGCCUCAAGCCUAUCCAGGACCUGCUCCUCCGCCAGGAGUGCGGCGAGCCGGAGAUUAGUGCCGUGUUCCAGUACAUUUCUCAUUAAUAUUAGCAUCAGAGAAUAUGCAGUGCCGUGGAAUCGAGACGUAAUAUAAAUAUGGGCUAUGGUGGAUUGUUGGCGGUGGGUUUAUGCGGCUCAUUUGGUGUUUUACCGCAUUGUCUAGAAUUCAGCGAGCUUGUUUGCUGAAAUCGCCUUUUAUUUUACGAAAACAUAGAAGCAGCACGAGUCGACUUAUUUCUUGGCUGGUGUUUUCUUUGGCUUGUCUUUUUUAUCGCUUUGCUCUUGCUUGCUGGUUAGAGACGGAGACAUCAUAGCUUCUGCCGCCCUAGACACAAUAUGAC